Messenger RNA from Mya arenaria, 1650 nucleotides. RefSeq lists its product as uncharacterized. NCBI's taxonomy places the organism in Eukaryota, Metazoa, Mollusca, Bivalvia, Myida, Myidae. The record is from RefSeq and is a predicted model, not a curated record. The coding region runs from base 1 to 1650 and encodes 549 amino acids. The transcript has 2 exons.
AUGGGAACAUGUUAUAAGUCCCCACCUGACCAACAUGUAAACAACCCUCGAAUACGUGCAAAUGGAACAUGCUAUAAGUCCCCACCUGACCAACAUGUAAACAACCCUCGAAUACGUGCAAAUGGAACAUGCUAUAAGUCCCCACCUGACCAACAUGUAAACAACCCUCGAAUACGUGCAAAUGGAACAUGCUAUAAGUCCCCACCUGACCAACAUGUAAACAACCCUCUAAUACGUGCAAAUGGAACUCGCGAUAAGUCCCCACCUGACCAACAUGUAAACAACCCUCGAAUACGUGCAAAUGGAACUCGCGAUAAGUCCCCACCUGACCAACAUGUAAACAACCCUCGAAUACGUGCAAAUGGAACAUGCUAUAAGUCCCCACCUGACCAACAUGUAAACAACCCUCGAAUACGUGCAAAUGGAACAUGCUAUAAGUCCCCACCUGACCAACAUGUAAACAACCCUCUAAUACGUGCAAAUGGAACUCGCGAUAAGUCCUCACCUGACCAACAUGUAAACAACCCUCGAACACGUGCAAAUGGAACUCGCGAUAAGUCCCCACCUGACCAACAUGUAAACAACCCUCGAAUACGUGCAAAUGGAACUCGCUAUAAGUCCCCACCUGACCAACAUGUAAACAACCCUCGAAUACGUGCAAAUGGAACUCGCGAUAAGUCCCCACCUGACCAACAUGUAAACAACCCUCGAAUACGUGCAAAUGGAACAUGCUAUAAGUCCCCACCUGACCAACAUGUAAACAACCCUCGAAUAAGUGCAAAUGGAACAUGCUAUAAGUCCCCGCCUGACCAACAUGUAAACAACCCUCGAAUACGUGCAAAUGGAACAUGCUAUAAGUCCCCACCUGACCAACAGAUAAACAAUCCUCGAAUACGUGCAAAUGGAACAUGCUAUAAGUCCCCACCUGACCAACAUAUAAACAACCCUCUAAUACGUGCAAAUGGAACAUGCUAUAAGUCCCCACCUGACCAACAUGUAAACAACCCUCUAAUACGUGCAAAUGGAACAUGCUAUAAGUCCCCACCUGACCAACAGAUAAACAACCCUCUAAUACGUGCAAAUGGAACAUGCUAUAAGUCCCCACCUGACCAACAUGUAAACAACCCUCGAAUACGUGCAAAUGGAACAUGCUAUAAGUCCCCACCUGACCAACAGAUAAACAACCCUCUAAUACGUGCAAAUGGAACAUGCUAUAAGUCCCCACCUGACCAACAGAUAAACAAUCCUCUAAUACGUGCAAAUGGAACAUGCUAUAAGUCCCCACCUGACCAACAUGUAAACAACCCUCGACACGUGCAAAUUGAACAUCGCUAUAAGUCCCCACCUGACCAACAUGUAAACAACCCUCGAAUACGUGCAAAUGGAACUCGCGAUAAGUCCUCACCUGACCAACAUGUAAACAACCCUCGAAUACGUGCAAAUGGAACAUGCUAUAAGUCCCCACCUGACCAACAUGUAAACAACCCUCGAAUACGUGCAAAUGGAACUCGCUAUAAGUCCCCACCUGACCAACAUGUAAACAACCCUCGAAUACGUGCAAAUGGAACAUGCUAUAAGUCCCCACCUGACCAACAUGUAAACAACUCUCGAAUACGUGCAAAUGGAACAUCGCUAUAUGUCCCCACCUGA